Molecule: messenger RNA, 2233 nt
Organism: Triplophysa rosa
Lineage: Eukaryota; Metazoa; Chordata; Actinopteri; Cypriniformes; Nemacheilidae
Gene: dennd2da
Product: DENN/MADD domain containing 2Da
Exons: 16
Coding region: 269-1921 (550 amino acids)
Cellular component (GO): cytosol; nucleoplasm
Source: RefSeq, a predicted model, not a curated record
UCACACAACAAAGUAAAUACACACACAGGGCAGCUGCAGCAUGACUGCAAGAGAGCAAAGACACAAGAUAGGCUGCGAGGUGUGGACUGGUUCCAUGUGCGUCAGGGGAUACUAAAUAAAAAAACAGGUUCAUCAGGUAAACCGAAAUGGGAAAACUUGCCAUUGAGGUCCAGUUCACUAUUAUAGCGAGGUAAAUAUUUUCUCAAGUCAAUCCGAAGUUUGCCGACAUCUACCAGCGGGAGUACCUGAGAGGCUUUGUGGGGACACCAUGACAUCACCCAGGGGAACCUGGAUUUUCUCUUCCAUGCGUUCUAAGACCAGACCGUCGCAGGAUGAAGGGGAGAAUAAUUUCAGGAGGCGUUUAUUUUCCUCUUUCAGAGGUGAACGACAAAGAUCUAAAGGAGCAGAAGACGAUGGUACGACAGACAUAGAAAAGAGACGGGCUUUAUCAGAUGGAGGAAUUGAGACCAGCAAAGGUGUCUUCCUUCCAGGUGAAGAUCAAGACCAAGAGUUGGGAGCCAUGAAGAGGUUCAGUAGUAUGUUCUCAUCCUUCCGUGGGAAAAUCAGCAAAGACAGAGCUUCCAAGGAACCAGACCUACUUGUUAGCACAGAGCUUUCUCCCGUUGAAGAAAAGUCAAAAGAGCAGCGCUACGCCAGUGGGCAGUUUUUCUUCGAGUAUCUGGUGGUGGUUACUCCUAAACUGACAAAAGAGGGGACGUAUGAACCACAGAUCAUCUACCAGUUCCCUAAGAAGGAUGGAAUGGUCCGAUUUCAAAAGGAGGAGGAAGAGAAGACCUUAAAGGCUCUCAAACUCUUUUGCUUUCCAGAGGGUGUUAACUGGGCCCCUUUGACAGAAUAUUGCAGUGAAACAUUCUCUUUCGUGCUUACAGAUGUUGAUGGAAGCAGAAAGAACGGAUACUGUAGGAGGCUGCUGCCUUAUGGGAAGGGAGCUCGUCCACCUGAAGCAUACUGUAUCAUCAGUAAUGUAGCCUGCUUUGGACUUUUUUCCAAUAUCUUUGAUGAGGUGGAGAAGCGCAGAAAGAUCUCCAUGGCCAUGAUCUAUCCAUUUAUGCAGAGCCUAAGAGAGUCUGCUUUUCCUGCUCCCGGACACACCGUUAGCAUCAAGAGCUUCAUUCCAGAGAGAGGCACAGAGACCAUCAGUUUAACUCGUCCGACAGAUUCCUGGCUGGAGCACGUGGAUUUCCGCACAUUGUUCAAUUGCCUGUCGGAUGAGGAGGUGCUCCUGGUGUUUGCUGCUACUGUACUAGAGAGAAGAAUCAUCUUCAUCGCUGAGGAGCUUGGAACGUUAUCUCAGGUGAUCCACGCGGUGGCUGUUCUCUUGUAUCCCUUCAUCUGGCAGCACACGCUCAUAUCCAUCAUUCCGGAGAUCCUCAUCGAUGUCGUCAUGGCACCCACACCAUACCUGCUGGGUGUCCAGAAACGCCUGGCAGAUCAGGUCACUGACCAGACAGAGGUGCUUGUUGUUGACUUGUCAGAAGACAGAAAGGAGACAUUUAUCAAGUGUAUGGGAGAUGAGGACACAAUAUUACCUCACAAACUCAAAGAGGAAAUCAGACAGGCCCUCGGUGCCAAAAACGACAAAUCAAGUCUUGAGGAGUUGAACCAAGUGGUCCCAGAAGCUUUUUUGCCGUUCUUUAUCAAGACCGUCGGCCACUUCGCCAAGCACAUCGUGCGGAACGACAAGGACAAGCAGGGCGAGUUCCAGCCGAGGAAUUUCUGUAAAGCUAUAGAGUCUAAAAGCACACGUCGAUUUGUAAAGAAGUUCGUACAGACACAGAUGUUCGACCUCUUCAUUCAGGAGGUGGAGCAGAGACCCGCAUCACAGGACGGCACAGGGUUUUUUGAGAGAAAGAUCGCUGAAUACCAGAAAAAGAUGAGAGAGAGGGCAAAGAAACAUUAGCGGAAAGACUCGCCAAAUGUCUGAUUGUAAAUCUGCUGUGAAAUAAAUCAAGUAGUAUAAUUAUUUUAAAGACUGUAGAUAGAAUUACAUUUGACUAUUUUUUUAUUUAUGGUUUUCGUCUGUUAGUUUUACUGCUGUGACACUUGUGUUCAGGUCUUGACGGGUGUCGGGGGAUUUUUACUGUAAUAAGCUGCUGUAUUUAAUGUCUGUAAGACCUGUUUUAGCUAGAAGCUUUGGCUGUAGUUUUUGACCAUAAAAUUGCAGAAGCUGAGCCAGUGAAAACAUGCUAAAUAAAAAAGUUUUUUUUAAACG